This is a messenger RNA of Cladocopium goreaui, 957 nucleotides long. The record is from the annotation of a GenBank genome assembly. Lineage: Eukaryota; Dinophyceae; Suessiales; Symbiodiniaceae.
AUGGCGCGUGAGGGACUCCGCUACUACGAGCUCUCACGGAACGGUGGUCCCCGGCCCCAGCGUCUGCCUGACGGCACCUGGGUUCCUGCGCGCUUCUGGGGGAUCCAUCGCAAAGAGCUGCGCCAGCUCUACGCUGCGAGCUGCGAAGACGAAUUCUGGCGAGAUCAUUUGGACGUCACGGAGUACGUGAAUCACUUCGCUACUUGGUGCGGUGCUGGAUCUGAUUUCUUUGACUUCCACGAUCCUGUGAUGUUAGUGAAGCCUCGGACUGCUGGGACUGAGAUGGGUUAUGCCUUGAUGGUGCAUCAAGAUAACCCACAGGAGGUGAAUUUGAUGGUCUCACACGCCUGGGUGGAAAAUGCCAAGAGCUUCUUUGAGGAUGUCUUGAAAUCCAUGUUCCGCAACGAGGUGGCAUUCAUUUGUUUCCUCUCCAAUUUUCAAGGGACGUCUGCAGAGAUCGAUGCGCAGCUUGGGAAUGACAUCAUGCGGAGUCCUUUCACGCAAGUGCUCAACAGCUCCGCGUGUCAACGUUUGUUGGUAGUGCCAAAUGAGGAGUUGAAGACCAACGGGCAAGGGUUGUAUAGCAGGCUAUGGUGCAUUUGGGAAAUCAAGGUUGCUGCGGACGCUGGCUUGCCUAUCAUCAUCUUGCCAGAUCGGAGUUCAGAUGAACACCUUCUAGGCAAGUCGAUCAUCUCGUCCCGCAACGCGCGCUGUGGCAAUCCGUUCUGCCCAAUGAACAAGGACGAGUUGCUCAUCCGUGCGGCCAUCGCGAGAAUGCCCCCCGAGUCAAAUCGUUCCAGUGCGUAUGCCUUCUUCGGCAUCUGCUUCUGUACAAGCUAUGGAGCUGUGGUUGGCGGAGGUGUCUCCGAAGGUCCGGAGAUGUCCGGAGCGGAGCGAGCGGAGCUGGUUUUUGCAGCGCAGCUUGGGGUGGCUUUAGCCACUGAGAAAAACGGGUAG